AUGGGUGUCUCCACCAGCGUCACGCUCGCCGAUCUGCUCAGCACUCGAUGUGUGCCUAUCCAAGUUGCUAUAAUGGCCUCGCUGGGCCCGUUAGAGACCAUCGCUCUGAUGUUGACAAGCAAGACCAUCAACAAGAGUAUUAACGAGAAGCUCCUAAGUGGAACGUUCAACAUCGACGCUACACUAAAGCCGCUUCCUCGUUUCGACUGUAUCUAUCUAUAUGUCGGCCAAGAGGUCGAUGCUAUGAUCCGAUAUCUGAAAGUUGAAGGUUACGUACGAGAUGCAACCGACGCAGAGGAGGGCCCCAUUCGAUACCGCGACGAAGAGGUGGUAUCAGAUAGGAUAUAUGAGAAAAAUGGACCUGAGGGCCGCAAGCUGAAAGUUAUGAUUAUCGGCAUACAGAUCCAGUCCCUUACACAUAUGGUCUUGCGAGAUGCGUAUGCGACAGAAGCGCUAACAUUCAUCGCCUGGAACAAGGCAUACCAUCUGUUGCCUUAUACCUCAUUCAUCAAGAGGGAGAUGUAUCUGCUGCGUGGAAUCAAAGAGACAGACCCAUAUGAUCUGAAACUUUACAGCGUACGCGGUAUGAAAGUCAAGAGCGCGCAUUGGAAUGCACACAACGAGAUACGCCCCACAGAUUGCCAACUGCUCACUCGGCUUCGACGUGUAGGAGAUGAACAUACCUGGGUGAUGCCUCUAGACACAGAGUGUGUUACACCAUCGUCUGUUCCAGACUCCGUUCUUGAGGCCCCCACGUUUCGUCUUAGCCUGCCGGAGUGGGACAGUAAUUUUACCCUCUCCUACGAGAUGGACAUUUGCACCGAGCUUCGCCAUCCAUUACUGCGACAUACAUACUCGACUACGAAGUUCAAUGUCGGAAUCAAGACACUGUACUCCGAGAAAUCAGUCCAGCUCUACAACCGACUAAGCGAGGCGACUGCGAUUGAGUUGACGAAGAUGGAUGAAGACGAGCGGCCCGCUGAGUACGUUUAUUUGGUGAACGGCUCGGGCAUAGCGUGCUCAAUGAGAGAGUUCGUUCGACCAGAAGAUUGGUGCUAUUUCGAUGAAGAGAUUAAAGCGUACCUGAUGGCUGCGUAG
Alternaria rosae is the source of this 1098-nucleotide messenger RNA. RefSeq lists its product as uncharacterized. Bases 1 to 1098 code for a protein of 365 amino acids. The record is from RefSeq and is a predicted model, not a curated record. The transcript has 2 exons. Lineage: Eukaryota; Fungi; Ascomycota; Dothideomycetes; Pleosporales; Pleosporaceae.